Hydra vulgaris (swiftwater hydra) is the source of this 1572-nucleotide messenger RNA. RefSeq lists its product as uncharacterized. The record is from RefSeq and is a predicted model, not a curated record. NCBI's taxonomy places the organism in Eukaryota, Metazoa, Cnidaria, Hydrozoa, Anthoathecata, Hydridae.
UGAAAUUCCAAGAGUUAAAACUUUAUGUUACCAUGAAUCAAUGAAAGUUUCAUAAAUCAAGCUAUGUUUAUUUAGCAGUUUAUUUAAUAAAUGACUUUGUAGAACAACUAUCAACUAUUUCAGUUUUGAAACAUUUUAACUGCAUUGAUAAACGCCAUGGAAAUUAUAACACCACAAGAGAUGGGUAAAAAGAAAAUUAAUGAAACUAUAGAACUUUUUGAAAGUACAUAUGAAAUUGUGCAACCUCAACCAAAUGAAGAGAAAUUACUAGCUUACAUUUUAGGGGAUAAUUUUAAAGAACUUCAAACAACAGCGGCUAACGCAGUAGGAAAACAAUUAGAAAACUUUGUAAAAGGGUCCUUGAACAUGACCAUAUUACCAGUAAACAAUGUUAAAGCAAUUAAUGAUUGGUUAGGAGCAGCAAUCUUAACAACGACUGCUAUUUACGAGUUAGGAUUGGGUAUUCAUAACUACUUGAAAAUAGAAGAAAAGAAAAGAAUACGGGAAGAGAGGUUUAAAAACCAAGCAAACAAGUUGAGAAAAGAGCUAAUUGAAAUGAUGAUAGACGAAAAUUUGGAUGAAGUAAAAGAAGACAAACAAAACCUAAUUGAAAUGACUAAAUACAGCUCAAGUAAAGUAGACAACAUAAAUGAAAAUAGGAAGGAAUUAGAGAUACAAAACGAAAAGCAAACAAGAAAAGAAAUGAAUUUUCGAAGAGCAACUCAAGUAUAUCUUGCGCGUUACUAUGCAACCUACUUUAUAGAUGAAAUCUCUUAUGGUAACAAAACAAUGGAAAAUAAAAAAGACGGAAAAACAACUGAUACAAACAUACGUUUGUAUACUUCAAUCGAAAACUAUAAAGAGUACUUUACUUCUCAGGGAAAACUAUCUGAAAAAAUUGAUAAACAUAGAUCAAAACUAGUUGAGUUGAAAAUCGAUAACAUUAUCCCAGAUCCUAAAUACUCGUGCUUUGGAUCUCGUGAUUACUCUGAUUAUGUGGAAUAUAUUGUUAAUAAAAAUUAUUUGGACUUUGUUAAGCAAGAAAAUCAAGAAGAGUUUGCGUUAAAGUAUAAAUUAUAUAGAGCAUAUAUGAAACAAGGAGAGUUCGAUAAACAAAGUUGUUUUGGCGAUCGAAAUGAAGUAAAAAGAGCUCUAUUGUGUACCCUUUUUGUAGGAUUUGGCAUAAUUCCAGGAAUAUUAUAUAGUGUCAGCAGAAUAACAAGCGAAAUUAAAUGGAAAAAGAAUAAGCCAAGGUUAAGAGAAAUUAUGAGAACGUAUUUGAAAGUUGAAACAAGAAUAAAUGAUAUAAUUGGGAAAAAGUAUGCAAUCGAAAAAUUAAAAUACUACAAUGAUUUAACAAAAUCAAAAUAUGGAAUUUAUUUACUAGAAAAAAAUCUGGAAGAAUUAAGCUAUGAGUUUAAAAAUAAAGAGUGUGAAAAGAGUUUUGACAUUGCUUUUGAUCUAUUUCAAAAAAUGAGUUAUACAGGUAUUGCUGAUCGAUUUAAUUACGUGCAUUUUAAUAUUGAAUAUAAAAAGUAAUUACCAUCUAUGGUAAUAAACCACAUUUGAAAA